CUAUCCUUAGGCCCUGUUUUUUCCAAAACGCGUAGGUGCCAUUUUCAUCAUGUAUCGAAAGUUGAUCUGUUAUCCGCCUGUUGAUUAAGCCUAUCAAGUUGAAACAUCAAGCUGACGUGACAGUUCGGCUUCUGAAAAAAAAAGAUAACACAGACAAGCUUUCUGCCGGUAAUGGGACACCUGCUGGUCGAGGGAUUAUUGGGGGUUGUUUGGGUAUUUUUGUUACUCGGAGCUGCAUUCCAACCAGUACAAGCAGGAGAUUUUGCACUUGUUGCUGAUCUGCAUAAUGGUACCAUUUACGGCGGAAGCAUGGGCCGUGGUCUUGCCGACAUAGCGCCUCUCCCUCUCAACGAUGUGAAGCGCCCAGUGGCUGUUGACUAUGACCCGAUAGACAGAAUGGUUUACUGGUCCGAUCUGGCAAGCUUACCAUCUCCACGGAUCUCCAGGGCUCAUCUGAAUGGUAGCAGCCAAAUGAUAGUUGUAGACCAACUCCAUCUACCAGACGGAUUGGCACUGGAUGUUGAAGCACGCAUGAUGUACUGGACUGAUGGCAUCAUUGGAUACAUCGGGCGAGUCCGUAUGGACGGCACAGGUGGUAGAGAGACCAUUGUGGAUGGUUUAGAUAAACCAAGAACAAUUAUAAUUGAUCAUGAAAAUGGAUUCAUCUACUGGACGGACUGGGGAAAUUCGUCGAAGAUUGAAAGAGCUGACUUAGAUGGAAGUAAUAGGAUGACUCUAGUUUCUGACGACUUAGUUUGGCCCAAUGGCGUUGUGAAAGAUGGCGACAAGCUGUACUGGUGUGAUGCAAACCUGGACAAGAUUGAGAGGAGUGACCUAUCAGGCAACAAUCGAGAACUUCUCAUUGACCUGACAUCAUACUCGAAUAUCCAUCCCUUUGAUUUGGCUGUCUACGGCGACUACGUCUAUUGGACUGACUGGGGCUACGUAACCCUCAUCCGCGUGCACACAUCCGGUGUGGGCGCGCAAAAUUACGGUCCACAUACUUUUCAGCAAAGUGGUGGUCUUCAUAUUGAAAAAGAGCCCAAUUAUUGCGACAGUACUCCUUGCCACAACGGAGCCACCUGUGUCGAUGUAAUCAAUGGAUUCUCCUGUAUCUGCCCUGCUGGUUACCAAGGAUUAACCUGUUUUGAAGAUCCCUGUGGUAGUGGACCGUGUGCAAACGGGGCAACUUGCACCAUCUUGCCCACCAGCGGGUUCAACUGUCAGUGCCCAUCUGGUUACGCUGGACCAACUUGCAUGAUGGUUGUUCACUGCGUGGUCUCCCUUGACCCAUCCGAUGUUCUCAUGGUGACAUCGGGUCAGCGGGAUGUAUACCUUCCAGGUGAAUCGGUUACGUUUGCGUGUCCAGACGGAUAUCAGUUCGGCGGGUCCGCCACGAGAUUUUGUCAGUCGGACUUUACAUGGUCCGGACAGCCAGCUGAGUGCAUUCAAGAAGAUCCCUGUGGCAGUAGACCGUGUGCAAACGGGGCAACUUGCACCAUCUUGCCCACCGGCGGGUUCAACUGUCAGUGCCCAUCUGGUUACGCUGGACCAACUUGCAUGAUGGUUGUUCACUGCGUGGUCUCCCUUGACCCAUCCGAUGUUCUCAUGGUGACAUCAGGCCAGCAGGAUGUAUACCUUCCAGGUGAAUCGGUUACGUUUGCGUGUCCAGACGGAUAUCAGCUCGGCGGGUCCGCCAUGAGAUUUUGUCAGUUGGACUUUACAUGGUCCGGACAGCCAGCUGAGUGCAUUCAAGAAGACCGUUGUAACAGUGGACCUUGUUUGAACGGAGGGACUUGUACCAGCGUACAAGGUGGAUUCACUUGCCACUGCCUCGCCGGAUACGACGGAGACACGUGCUCAAUAGUCAUCGGAUGCUUGCCCCCGAUUACUUCCACCCACGUGACAUUGGUUGAAUCAGACAUAGCCUUGUUUCAAGCCGGAGAAGUAGCGACGUUCAUGUGCGACAGUGGCUAUGCUGUUACUGGCUCCACGAACGAUCAGUCUGCGACACGUGUGUGUCUGUCGGGUGGCACUUGGUCUGGGGAGCCAGUCUCGUGUUCGCCGACCAGUCCAAACCCUACACCACCAGUCAUUGGAUGCUUGCCCCCGAUUACUUCCAACCACGUGACAUUGGUUGAAUCAGACGUAGCCUUGUUUCAAGCCGGGGAAGUAGCGACGUUCAUGUGCGACCGUGGCUAUGCUGUUACUGGCUCUAGAAGCGAUCAGUCGGCUACACGUGUGUGUCUGUCGGGUGGCACCUGGUCUGGGGACCAGGUCUUGUGUUCCCUGACCAGUCCAAACCCAACUCCUGCACCACCAGAGAAGAGCUACGUAUCCGCCAUCGCCGGUGGAGGUUGCGGACUUGCCUUUCUCAUACUGGUCCUUUUUGGUGUUCUUGUCGUAAUGAAAAGGAGGCGAAUUCGAAAUGGAGACAGAACUGUACGAGUUCCAGUCAAUAUGGACUUGAUUGUUGCAGGCAAAACCAACUAUGGAGAAGCACACCACGGAUCGGACAAUCCCACCCACAUAUACGAAACCUCGGUGUGUCAAUCCUGGCAGGCCCAUGGAAAUCCUCCUCCACCGCCACACGUGUCUGCUCCCGAUCCUAUCUAUAUGGACGUUUCCGAUUAUGAUACGUCUUUGGUUUCCAAAAUAUAAUGCAUGAACCAUUCAGUUCCUUAAGUAUGCAUCGCUGUACGUUGAGUAUGUUUAAUAUUGCGGCCUUCUGUUUCACAUGUAUUCAUUAAUUUUCAAGUUCAAAGUUAAAGAAAUCCAGUGUCGUGAUUUUGUUAAUGAUGGUAUAAACUGGUCAAAACAAAACUUUGCACACAGUGUGCAGUCGGGCUCAAUUUAUGGACCAUUAAUCUUCGCCAUAGAAAUGUUAAUGGAUUUUGUUUUCACAUUCUCCCACCAAAUUGAUCUUUUUUUUUUCAUUUCCUUUUCUAUGUAUUUUAUGUCCGACUUGGGAAGUUAACAUGUUAAUGAAGCUCAUCUGAGGGUCGGGCUUGCUUUUAUUUCGUAAGGUUAUGAGAUUAAGGUUAUGUGUUAUAUAUAGUCCGAUCGAUUUAUUUACUAGUGAUGUCGGAGAUGCGGUAGAUGACUCGGCGUGUGAAAGGUUAUGACUGUUUUGAAAGUUUCUUAUCUUGGUAAAGUUUUACUAAUAAGAAAUCACACCUUUUUUACACAGAAUAUGCAUUGUACAAAUUUUAAUAUGCAAGGGCAGAUUUAAACUGUACCUUUGUAUUUACUCGGGAAAAAAAUACGGCAAAAUGUUCGUGUUAUAUUUACAAAGCUUUUUAACUUUCCGCUUGUAUGCCUAUAUAUGAUUGUAUGCCUAUAUAUGGUUGCAUUGCACAUGACUGCACUUUAUCAUUAGGUGUUUUAGCAUAGUUAGCUGACACUGUAGUAUUUUAGCAAAGAUGAUAAAUAUAUUCGUGGUAGCCUCCUACUCAGUGUUAACACAUAGCUAUAUGAAGAGUGAAGAGUUGUUUGCAUCACUUCAGUGUGCGAGUCCCUGCAUGGCAGCCGUGCUGAACCAUGCAUUAUUACAUAGAUCAUGUGCCCUGUGACGUCAUUCCAACAGGCAACCGCUGGGCAACCCAAAAGGUUAUACAAGCAACUUUUAAAUGUUAUUUUGGCCAUAUUAAACAGUAUGAUGUCAACAUA
This is a messenger RNA of Patiria miniata (bat star), 3669 nucleotides long. Its product is annotated as low-density lipoprotein receptor-related protein 6-like. Gene Ontology annotation, molecular function: calcium ion binding. The coding region runs from base 172 to 2661 and encodes 829 amino acids. Lineage: Eukaryota; Metazoa; Echinodermata; Asteroidea; Valvatida; Asterinidae. The record is from RefSeq and is a predicted model, not a curated record. The transcript has 16 exons.